This is a messenger RNA of Trichoplusia ni (cabbage looper), 4286 nucleotides long. It is a transcript of the gene Syn, whose product is annotated as synapsin. Gene Ontology annotation, molecular function: ATP binding; metal ion binding. Bases 1 to 1932 code for a protein of 643 amino acids. Gene Ontology annotation, cellular component: synaptic vesicle membrane; synaptic vesicle. The transcript has 13 exons. NCBI's taxonomy places the organism in Eukaryota, Metazoa, Arthropoda, Insecta, Lepidoptera, Noctuidae. The record is from RefSeq and is a predicted model, not a curated record. Gene Ontology annotation, biological process: neurotransmitter secretion.
AUGAAAGUAAGAAAAUAUAGCGGACUCAGUCAAAAUUUGCUUUUUAUACAAGGGGGCGGCAAAAUAGAGCGGUCGGGGUGUCCUGGGAUCUGUGGCCCGCAGGCCGCGACCACAUCAACCCUGUCUUUCUCAAGCUUCCGAAACUCUUUCACCACCAAUGUUAAUUACCUGAAACGAAGCUCAGUGGAGGCGUUGCGCAGAUUCAGCUCGGGGGACCUGCAGUCCGAGUGUGAUGAGGGCGAGGUGGACCCCUACACCGGCCGCCCGGCUACUACCAGUCAACCAAAGCCGCAGAAUCAAAGGCCGGCCUCCCAGGCCACCGGGGGCAGCAUCGGCAGCGCAUCAGGCCCUCCUCCAGCGCCGUCAGCUACGGCAGCAGCGGCGGCGGCGGGUGGCGGCGACCUGUCGCUCAACCUGCGGGGAGGAUCGCGCGGCACGUCCGCGCCCUCCUCCCCCGCGAAGUCCCGCGAGUCUCUCCUUCAACGAGUACAAUCGCUCACCGGCGCCGCAAGAGAUCAAGGCGCCAAUUUAUUAGGGAGUGUGACGUCUGUGGCUUCGGUGGGUCGUGGCUAUAACCGGGACCGAUGCGUGACGCUGCUUGUCGUGGAUGACCAGAACACCGACUGGUCUAAGUACUUCCGCGGCCGUCGUCUGCCCGGCGAGUGGGACAUCCGUGUCGAACAAGCUGAAUUCAGGGAAUUGACUGUGACUGCGAAUUCUGAUGGAGCCAACGUUUCUAUGGCCGUUUAUCGCAGCGGCACUAAAGUCACCAGAUGCUUCAAGCCGGACUUCGUGUUGGUGAGGCAGAACGUGCGCGACGCCGGCGCUGACCACCGAGCGCUGCUCCUCGGCCUCAAGUUCGGCGGAGUCCCGGCCAUCAACAGCCUCAACUCCAUUUACCACUUCCAGGACCGGCCUUGGGUGUUCGGCCAUCUUCUCCAGUUACAACGGCGCCUCGGCAGAGAAAACUUCCCGUUGAUCGAGCAAACUUACUACCAUAAUCACACCGAUAUGGUCACGGCGCCCAAGUUCCCGGUGGUGAUCAAGAUAGGGCACGCGCACUCCGGCGUCGCCAAGGUGAAAGUGGACUCCCUGGCUGACUUCCAGGACAUCGCCGGGGUCGUGGCUAUGCUGGGCACCUACUGCACGGUGGAGCCAUACAUCGAUGCAAAAUACGACAUCCACAUACAAAAAAUCGGCACUAACUACAAGGCCUUCAUGCGCAAAUCUAUAUCGGGAAAUUGGAAAACUAAUCAGGGAUCUGCGAUGCUUGAAGCUAUCGGGAUGAACGAUAGAUACAAGAUGUGGAUCGAUGAGGUAAGCGAGAUAUUUGGAGGUCUGGAAGUCUGCGCUUUGGAGCUGGUGGUAGGCAAGGAUGGUCGUGAGCACAUCAUCGAGCUGAAUGACUCCGCUACUUCUUUCAUGGGAGACACACAAGAGGAAGACCGCCGCCAUCUUGCUGAACUUGUGUUGCAGCGUAUGCAGGCGGUAUGUCGCCCCGGCAUAACGAAGACUACGUCACGGAGCUCAGUAUCUGGCAGUUCAGCGGCUGGCUCGCCGACGGAGGAGCGCGCUCCGCCAAUCGGCACUUCUGGGCCUCCGAGCGUGCCGCCGCCCGCACCGCUGGCGUCUGCUGCCAGUAUCGACCGCCCUCUGCCGCCAAUACCCGCCGAACCAUCGCAGCCACCACCCCCACCGCUCACUCGUCGUGAUUCACAGGCAUCUCAAUCAUCCACGGUGUCUUCGGUAUCAGCUGCGCCAAGUACUGCGAGCAGCACCGCGCCAGCGGCCGCUGCGCCCAACUCGGGCUCGGCCUCUGGUCGCGGUGGUUUCGCACGCCAGGGCUCACUCAGCGCCACGCUCACAGAAGACGCCGAAGAUACAAUGAAGAAUCUACGCAAAACAUUCGCCGGAAUAUUCGGCGACAUGUAAAACGUAUCAAUUACCGAACUAACGGACAAUAGACGAUGUACUGGAACCAACUAAAAUAUUACCAUAAUACAAUUUCUCAGAACCAAAUUAAGGCACCCUUAUGCAUCCUGCAACGUAAUUAAACGUUCGCUACACGUCUGUUGCCCGCAGCAAUAACCACUAGUAAAGUACUCAUGUUAUUUAACAGUGUAUUCGAUGUAGGAAUAAGUUUUGAAUAAAACAAAAUUACUUGUAAAACAUACAAAUUAAACAUCUGGACAAGACUUGGCUUCUAAUAAGAUGUGAUCGAAAAUCAGAAUGUGUUUAUGUUGUUCUAAGAUGCGGACGUCCCAGCCAAGUACAACUGUUUGAAGGGACCAUCCCUCAGAGAGUGUUAAGCACAUCCAUGUACGAAACAGGAUUCUAAGCAUAGUUUAAUGUAUGAUAACGAUAGAUUUUUACAAUAAGUUUAAGUACGAAUCAACUGAGCUGCAUUGUGAUCGAACCCGUUCGGCAACCGCGAGGCGCGCGGCCUCGGCGUAGUAGUGUUUCUCUAUCUCCUACUCUUCUACACUCGCUGCACCUUCGUAAGACCAGUAUAUGAUGGGCUAAUGUUAACACUAUUCUAUAUUAAUAGUUGUUGUGAAAGACAAAUAUUAUAAAGCAAUAAAUGGAGAUAUGUGGAGACGGCGACGUGUAAUGAUUCUUCAAAAUUAUUUAUUUAUAACUUACAAUUCGGAAUUUGAAUGAACAAUAAAAUGUUCUAAAAAUUGGAUGCUGGAUAUAAUCACUUUGUAUCAGCAUUAAAAAGAUCUUACUCCGUCGUCCUGUUAGAUCUUAAAUUGUUGGCAAUUGGGAUAUGAGCAAUGCUAUUGAAGACAAUAUUGUUAAUCGCAAGAAUUGAUCCACAUUUUAUAUAUACCUUAUUACUAGUUAUAUUUCAUAGUGUUAAGAAUCUUGUUACUCAUAUGUACAUCUUCGUCUGUGUGAAUCACGCUUCGUGUAUUAGUUAUCGACAAAUCAAUAUACUUUAUGCUACUUUGUCAUGAUAUUGUAUGUACAUGUGUAUGCUUUACCUACAUAUUGUAUGCACUCCAAUAUAUAUCAUGAUUAUUCUUAUUUGGAAUGGAUUAUGGAUAUUUAAUCAAGUCAUUAGAUUGUUGGGUGUGUGUCAACGAAGUGUGAUGGAUCGUCAUAUCAGAAUGACUGGGAGCGCACGUCGGCGAGUGCAUUAUGCUUCAAACUAUUCAAAGUUUAAAACUUUAAACAUUAUAGUAAUGUUAUACUUAUUCUUUAGCUAAUGCGAAGUAGACAUUUCAAUGUGUAGUUGAAAUAUAAUUUAAUCACACUUUCGUAGGACAUUUAUAAAUUAAAAUACCUAGUAAAUUUUAAGCGUUUUUAUAUAACAAACAGAUAAUAUUAUAACCAAGCCCACUUGUUAUCGUAGAUUUUACAACGAAAAUAGUUAUAUACGUAUACAAAUGUAAGUUAAAUGACUCAUUACGUUAAGGCAGUGGUAAUAGGAGCAGGCGUUAAGUUUGAGCAAAACAAUAGGUACCUGUGUUUAGUUCGUUACCUUUAUAAUAUUUGAUAACUUCGUUGUUGGCGCCCGGUACUGGCGGACCUGUAUAGUACCUAGGUUACGUUUAGCUAAAUAUAUAAUUUACUCGAUAGUCUGCACCGGUAGUUAGAUUUGACACGAAUCCUUAGUAUGGAUAGCCACGUAGAUACGUGUUACUAAGUACGUGUCUAUAAAUGCGCAAUUUUAUAUUACGAUGAUUAUUAAUUAAUUACAUACAUUUAUGUAUGUUCAAACUUGAUUCGAUUCCAUUACGUUAGAGUGGGUGUCAUCAGUUAGUACGAAGGUUUAAUUGUAAUUUAGAUAAGUAUAAUUUAUUUAAUUUGUAUCGUUUGAAGACUUUGACGUUUGUUAAUUGUUAAGAGUAUAGUAUAAACACUCAAAUUAAUAUAAAUGCUGUUGUUGUUGUUGCUAACAAGUUAUACAAAUAUGUACUCAAUAUGGGAAGAUGGAUCUUUUUAAGAUAGUCACGGUAAGGGCGCGGCCUGAAGAUUAAGGGCCCCUUUACCUAUUGAUCUUAUUAUCGUGGCUUAAUCUUCUAUAGGUAAUAAUAAUGGGCAUGGAGUGUCACGACUUUAUUAAAUCCAUUUCAACAGGAGAUAAAAAUACUCGGUCAUGCGCUUUUACCAAACGCGUUGGUAAAUGGACAAUCAAAUAAUAACGAAAUUUUUGCAAUUCUCGUGAUUGUGGCAUCCAUGCCCUAGUUCGGAUGGAAUAUGUUAAUGGAAUUUGAAUGCAUGUUAAUCUAUAUAAUAUGAAUAAUAAAUAAAUACCUCUUUUGGUAAGUCUAUACCGA